GAAUACGCCCGUUCUCUCAUCCCGCAAUUUGAGCUGUUGCAGCACUUACAACCGGCAGAUACUUCUGAUUUAACGCAGGAAAAGUCAGCCCCCUCGAAAUUGCAGGUGGUGUUGUUGAGGAAGGUGGAGCACACAGACAAAAUGGUGACCAUUCCUGAGUACUAUGAGGGGAAGAAUGUGCUGAUCACAGGGGCCACUGGCUUUAUGGGAAAAGUCCUGCUGGAGAAGUUGAUGCGGUCCUGCCCUGGAGUCAAGGCUGUGUACGUCCUUGUCCGGCACAAAGCGGGCCACGCUCCCCUGGCCCGCAUCGCAGACAUGAUCAACUGCAAGCUUUUUGACAGGUUACGAGAUGAGCAGCCAGACUUUGCUGAGAAGAUAGUGGCUGUGACCAGUGACCUCACCCUACCAGAACUGGACCUGAGCAAAGUGGACCAGGAAACUCUUGCUGACUGCAUCAACAUAGUCUUCCACUGUGCUGCAACCAUCCGAUUCAAUGAGCCUCUAAAAGAUGCAAUGCUACUGAAUGUUCUAGCCACCCAGAAGAUGGUGGCUCUUGCCCACAAAAUGAAGCACUUGGAGGUGUUCCUCCAUGUGUCCACAGCCUACGCCAACUGUGACCGGACACUCAUUGAGGAAGUGGUUUACCCACCUCCUGUUGACUACAAGAAGCUCAUCGACAGCCUAGAAUGGAUGGAUGAGAAGCUGGUCUCUGCGAUGACCCCAGGGCUGAUAGGAAAAAGGCCCAACACGUACACCUACACCAAGGCCAUAGCUGAGUACCUGGUCCAGCAGGAGUGUGGAAACCUCAACGUGGCUAUAAUCAGGCCUUCUAUAGUAGGGGCCAGUUGGAAAGAGCCCUUCCCAGGCUGGAUUGAUAAUUUCAAUGGACCUAGUGGAAUAUUCAUUGCAGCAGGAAAGGGGAUCCUGCGUACCAUGAGAGCGUCCAACAACGCGGUGGCUGACCUGGUGCCUGUGGACGCGGUCAUCAAUACCACACUGGCUGCUGCCUGGUACUCAGGCUCCCAGAGACACACCAGGCCUAAGAGCAUAUUGGUGUACAAUUGCACGACUGGCAGCAUCAACCCGUUCCACUGGGGUGAAGUUGAGUACCAUGUUAUAUCCACUUUCAAGAGGAACCCCCUCGAGCAGGCCUUCAGACGGCCCAAUGUAAAUCUCACAACCAAUCACCUUAUCAAUCAGUACUGGAUCGCUGUAAGCCACAAGGCACCAGCCUUCCUUUAUGAUCUCUGCCUCAGGAUGACGGGAAGAGAGCCCAGGAUGAUGAAGACCAUUACGAGGCUGCACAGGGCCAUGAUGGUGCUGGAGUACUUCACGAGCCAUUCGUGGGUGUGGAAAAAUGACAACGUCACCAUGCUCAUGAACCAGAUGGGUGCUGAUGACAAGAGGAUAUUCAACUUUGACGUGCGACAGCUGAACUGGGCAGAGUACAUGGAGAACUACUGCAUGGGGACUAAGAAGUAUGUCCUGAACGAGGCUGAGUCCGGCCUGCCAGCAGCACGCAAACACCUCAACAAGUUGAGGAACAUCCGCUACACGUUCAACACGGUCCUGGUCGUGUUCAUCUGGCGAGUGUUCAUCGCUCGGUCCCAGAUGGCCAGGAACAUCUGGUACAUUGUGGUCAGCCUCUGCUUUAAGUUCCUGUCCUAUUUCCGAGCAUCCAGCACCAUGAAAUACUGAGUCCACGUGGUGUACUCACCUUGACCCCAUCCACUCUCCUCAAUCCAGCAGCCCAGUCCGCCUUCUCUCCCUCUUGCCCACCCCCCCCCCCUUCAGAUAGCUAUGUAUCCGACAAGGCUCUGCAAAUCCUAUAAUAUUUUGAGUUACUUAAGUGUCUGACAUACUAUUAAUCUACUGUAUGUGAAAUGUCCCCUUUUCUUUGCAGUGUGAUCCCUGAUGUGGGGGGUAGAACUGCAUUUGACUAAGCAUGAAUCUAAUCAGACCCCUGGUCUUAUGAUGCUAAUCUUGUACAUUGAUAGUCAGCCAAACAGAGUUAUUGAUGCCUAGUUUGGUUGUCAUGGAGAUGGAGCAUUGCUUUGCUGACAGCCCCCAGGGUGGUCAGGCGGUGGUUUUGAUUAACAGUUUACAUUUUCCUGCUUGAAUAGGGGUAAAGGCACCCAUAUACUGUAUGCUUGAUGGUGGCAAUGACUAAUACACAAUGACAUGAUCAAGCACGAGGUAGAUGGUAAUAGAUAGGCUUUUUACAGUCCCUAACAGGUAUGAUUAUCUUGCAUCAGCUGACCUUGCAGAGCUAUGUAUUUUUGAAUUGUUUUAAAAGAAUUUUCCAACCAUUUCUGACUGGACUGUCCGCUUAUAAUUCUGGCCCAAAUACCUCAUAGCUCAUGUAGCUCAGAUCAGGCAACUGCUCAAAGGACUUGAUUUUGGAUAGUUUGGGUAGGUAGUCUAAGGGCUCUUUACACUGCUUUCACUGAUGACAGCUAUCAGAAAUGUGCAUCUAUGUCAAUUUUAAAAGAAUGAGUAACUGUUUUUCCCCAUGUUGGUCAUUUAUUUAAUUGUCUGAAAUGGGAGUGUUGUGUUCUGCUUAUGCAUCUCACAUGUUUUGCCUGUUGUGGAGUUUGGGAUAUUCCAUGUAUGGGGAGAGGCCUCUUCUCUUCUGAACACCUUUAUCCCUGUCUCAUGCUAUAAUAACUUUCAAAGGUGGUCUUUAUCCAAUGUUUGCCUGGGUUGUUGGGCACUUGUAACAUUUUAAGCUUUUUUUACUUGUCCAUUUUCCAUGUUGUCUUGUACAUAUUGUCUUAACAUGUUGGACUUACUGUGCACUUUCCUGUGGUUGUAUGCUGCAUGACAUUCAUUCGGAAUGUCCAAUUGUCAUAUAGUCACUUAUACAUACAGUUGAAGUCGGAAGUUUACAUACACCUUAGCCAAAUACAUUUAAACUCAUUUAAUCCUAGUAAAAAUUCCCUGUCUUUGGUCAGUUAGGAUCACACCUUUGUUUUAAUAAUAUGAAAU
Oncorhynchus gorbuscha (pink salmon) is the source of this 2988-nucleotide messenger RNA. RefSeq names its product fatty acyl CoA reductase 1 (gene far1). Gene Ontology annotation, cellular component: peroxisome. The transcript has 12 exons. Bases 142 to 1698 code for a protein of 518 amino acids. The record is from RefSeq and is a predicted model, not a curated record. Lineage: Eukaryota; Metazoa; Chordata; Actinopteri; Salmoniformes; Salmonidae. Gene Ontology annotation, biological process: long-chain fatty-acyl-CoA metabolic process. Gene Ontology annotation, molecular function: alcohol-forming very long-chain fatty acyl-CoA reductase (NADP+) activity.